This is a messenger RNA of Paramecium tetraurelia, 1704 nucleotides long. RefSeq lists its product as uncharacterized. The transcript is spliced from 7 exons. Gene Ontology annotation, molecular function: protein serine/threonine kinase activity; ATP binding. Lineage: Eukaryota; Ciliophora; Oligohymenophorea; Peniculida; Parameciidae. The record is from RefSeq and is a predicted model, not a curated record. Gene Ontology annotation, cellular component: autophagosome; cytoplasm. Gene Ontology annotation, biological process: peptidyl-serine phosphorylation; protein autophosphorylation; autophagy.
AUGAAAAAGGAGGUAGCUGGUUUUAAGAUCAACUUGAGUAAGCAAUUAGGAAGAGGAGCAUUUGCAACAGUUUAUGAAUGCUAGAAAGAAGGGAUAAUAAUGCCAUUAUGUGUGAAAGUAAUCCAUUUGAUGUCAGACGAUGUAUAUGAUUAGUAGGCACUGAUAAGGGAGACAAACAUCUUGAAAUAUUUAACAAGCUUUCACCAUCCUCAUAUAAUUAAUGUAGUUGACAUACAUCAGGAUUAGUAGCAGAGGGUUUUUUAUGUGUUUAUGGAGAAAUGUAUUCAAGGUCAUAUAGAGAAUACAAUUAAAGCAAGAGCUUCAACUAAAUAAUUCUUCAGUGCAGCAGAAAUAAUAGAAAUGACCACACAAAUUAUUUAAGGUUACAGUCUUUUAUACAAAAACUCAAUAAUUCAUAGAGAUUUAAAACCAGAAAAUUUGCUUUAUGGAAAUGAUGGAAAGAUCAAAAUCUCAGAUUUUGGAAUGAGCAAAAUAUUAGACAAAGAAGCUCGAAAUCAAUUAGUCUUUCAAUCUUAAGUAGGAACACCUUAUUAUGCAUCUCCUUAAGUGUUAGAUGAUGGUAAAUAUUCAUCUAAAACUGAUGUCUUUAGUCUUGGGGUGAUAGUGUACUACUUUACAUUCUUAAAACUACCAUUUGACAAGAAAACUUUUACCGAAUUGAAAUUACAACAAAUGGCUUUAUUAAAAAAUAAAACUUUGGUAUUUCCUGAGAUGAAGAUUCAAGGUGAAAACUACGAAAAGGAUCUCUUAAUUCGAUUCAUGUCUGAAACUAUUACAUUUUAUGAAGAAACUAGAAUAGAUUGGCCAACAAUAUUUAAGAUGUUCUUGCCUCCAGAAGAAAGCGUUGAAUCAGCUGCAUUGGUACCACAAUAAAGCUUUGAAUCUAUAAUAUAACCUAAGUCUGAUGCCAUAAUUGAUAAUAGAGGGUAAUAGCGAUCUGAAAAAGCAUUUUAAUCCUAUCAAGUUAGAACAUUAAUAAGCAAUUUAAUGGCUAGAGAAGAAUUAGCUAGUUCCGUUUAGUAAUAUUUGAUAUGCUUAAAUAAAUACACUUCAAUAUUUAGUAAUUAAGAUAAAAACAUGUUAAAGGCUGCACUGUGUGGAUAUCAGAUGGCAAUUAACUUAAAUUAAAUAUUCUUAAUUUCUAAUUAAUAUGAUUAGGUUUGUAAAUAAAUACAGGAGACUUUUAGAGAGAAUAACAUAAAAAUUGAAUGUGAAUCUUAUAUGAAUGACAAAUAUGAAAAAGUAGAGAUUUAGAAACAGCAAGUCCAAAAAAAUUCUCAAAGUAAUUUGAUCUAAUUCAAAGAAUCAAUCUAAUAGGUUCUUCAAGGGGAAGCAGAGAUAAAAGACGAGGCUUUGAAAAAAUUUAAGAUUCUCUUAAGUAAAGCAGAAUAACAACCAAACUAUGAAAUUUAUGCCCAAUGGUUUAAUUAUUAUUACUAAAAAUACAUCAUCUCCAAGAUGCAAAAGUAUUUAAAUUAAGCUUAAGAAGAGGAAACUUUGAUGUUUUUGGCUUUGAGCAAGAAAUUCGUAGCAGUUGAAAAGGAUUACCCAAUUAAAGACUUCUUUUCUAUAAUUCCAUUAUAUAUUUCCUAUAUGGACACUGAAAAAGAGUAUUUAAAGCAAUAUCUUCGAGCAAACCCACAAUAAUAAUAAAUAAUAGAUUCGAAUAGAAAUGAAAAAUGA